Molecule: messenger RNA, 858 nt
Organism: Trematosphaeria pertusa
Lineage: Eukaryota; Fungi; Ascomycota; Dothideomycetes; Pleosporales; Trematosphaeriaceae
Product: NAD(P)-binding protein
Exons: 4
Coding region: 1-795 (264 amino acids)
Cellular component (GO): intracellular anatomical structure
Molecular function (GO): oxidoreductase activity, acting on NAD(P)H, oxygen as acceptor
Source: RefSeq, a predicted model, not a curated record
AUGACUUCAAGCUCCGGGUCAACGCCGCAGAAGAAGGUGCAGUUGGAAGGCAAGGUGAUUGCUAUUACGGGAGCUAAUAGAGGCAUCGGGCUCGGCAUAGCAGACUGCUGUCUCGCCAACGGCGCAUCCUGCGUCUACUCCAUCGACAUCGGCGAAACCGGCGACGAGUUCGCUGCUGUGGCCUCAACAUAUCCGAACAAGCUAUUCGCACUCCAGGCCGACGUUACAAAAGAGGAGUCCAUUCAGGCUGCGGUGGAUAGGAUCGUAUCCGAAGCGGGCGCCAUCCACGGUAUGGUGUGCAACGCUGGGAGGACAAAGCACAAGCCCGCUUUGGAGUUCACCACCGAGGAGAUCGACCAGUUAUGGGGUGUGAAUCUAUACGGAUCGUUCUACUCGGCGCGAGUGGCGGCCAGGGCGUUCAUCCAGCUAGGCGUCAAAGGCUCGGUCGUGUUCACUGCGUCUAUGGCCUCGUAUCGUCCGAAUAAACGCGUCCCCUCGGCCCCAUAUGGCGCCUCCAAAGCCGGCGUCCGCAACAUGGUCCACACCCUCGCCAUGGAAUGGGCGCAGUACAACAUUCGUGUAAACUCGGUGUCACCUGGCCUUGUCAAAACGGCGAUGACAUACUGGGUACCACAGCAGCCCGAUUGGGAACAGCAAUUGAAGUACUAUGGCGGAAUUCCAAGGCUCGCUGAGGUGGAAGAGCUUGGCGGCGCUUACGUGUAUCUGCUGAGCGACGCCGCUUCGUAUACGACGAGUAUUGAUAUUCCGGUCAACGGCGUUAUCGGUAUCUGCUAGCUAGGCGAUGGGAUGCAUAGUGGAGGCGAUGCCUGGGGCCAGAAGAACGUGGCAUUCAUGUGG